Messenger RNA from Acipenser ruthenus (sterlet), 5423 nucleotides. Its product is annotated as zinc finger protein 271-like. NCBI's taxonomy places the organism in Eukaryota, Metazoa, Chordata, Actinopteri, Acipenseriformes, Acipenseridae. Gene Ontology annotation, cellular component: microtubule. Gene Ontology annotation, biological process: microtubule cytoskeleton organization; regulation of transcription by RNA polymerase II. Gene Ontology annotation, molecular function: DNA-binding transcription factor activity, RNA polymerase II-specific; microtubule binding; RNA polymerase II cis-regulatory region sequence-specific DNA binding. The transcript is spliced from 2 exons. The record is from RefSeq and is a predicted model, not a curated record. Bases 134 to 2731 code for a protein of 865 amino acids.
AUCUGAAGAGCAGAAAGGACACAUUCACUGAGGAGACGGUCAGAGCGAGUGACUGGAGCACUAGAGCCGUGCUGCACAUCCCACUGACAAUACCUGAAGACUGCUUUAUCCUGGUGAAAGCCAAGGAACAAAAAUGGAGUCUGUUUACAUUAAACAGGAGGUGGUUCUGGAAUUGGUACCUGUGUGCAUUAAACAAGAAAUGCCUGAACUGGAGCCUGUCCACAUUAAAGAAGAGACUGAACUGGAGCCUGUCCACAUUAAAGAAGAGACUGAACUGGAGCCUGUCCACAUUAAAGAAGAGACUGAACUGGAGCCUGUCCACAUUAAAGUGGAAGAGACUGAACUGGAGCCUGUCCACAUUAAAGAAGAGACUGAACUGGAGUCUGUCCACAUUAAAGAGGAAGAGACUGAACUGGAGCCUGUCCACAUUAAAGAAGAGACCGAACUGGAGCCUGUCCACAUUAAAGAAGAGACUGAACUGGAGCCUGUCCACAUUAAAGAAGAGGAGACUGAACUGGAGCCUGUCCACAUUAAAGAAGAGACCGAACUGGAGCCUGUCCACAUUAAAGAAGAGACUGAACUGGAGCCUGUCCACAUUAAAGAAGAGGAGACUGAACUGGAGCCUGUCCACAUGAAAGAAGAGACUGAACUGGAGCCUGUCCACAUGAAAGAAGAGACUGAACUGGAGCCUGUCCACAUUAAAGAAGAGACUGAACUGGAGCCUGUCCACAUUAAAGAAGAGACUGAACUGGAGCCUAUCCACAUUGAAGAAGAGACUGAACUGGAGCCUGUCCACAUUAAAGAAGAGACUGAACUGGAGCCUGUCCACAUUAAAGAAGAGACUGAACUGGAGCCUGUCCACAUUAAAGAAGAGACUGAACUGGAGCCUGUCCACAUUAAAGAAGAGACUGAACUGGAGCCUAUCUACAUUGAAGAGGAGUCUAUUCACUUGUUGUUUAAGGGUUCAGAAAAUAUAUACCGGCCAAAGAUAUCACAUCAAUGUACUGGAUAUGAAAAGAGCUUCAGUCAGUCAGGAAACCUAAAAAUACACCAGCGAAUUCACACUGGAGAGAAGCCGUAUCACUGUAGUGAAUGUGGGGUGAGCUUCACGGUGUCAGGAAGCCUAAAAAUACAUCAGCGAAUUCACACUGGAGAGAAGCCAUAUCACUGUACUAAAUGUGGGGUGAGCUUCAGUCAGAUUGGAAGCCUAAAAGCACACCAGCGAAUUCACACUGGAGAAAAGCCUCGUCACUGUUCUGAAUGUGGAAAGAGCUUCAGUCAAUUAGGACACCUAAAAUCACAUCAGCGAAUUCACACAGGAGAGAAGCCAUAUCACUGUAAUGAAUGUGGGCAGAGCUUCAAUCAGUUAGGAGUCCUAAAGAGACACCAGCGAAUUCACACUGGAGAGAAGCCAUAUUACUGUUCUGAAUGUGGGAAGAGCUUCCGUCAGUCAGGAGACCUAAAAGCACAUCAGCGAAUUCACACUGGAGAGAAGCUGUAUCACUGUACUGAAUGUGGGGAACGCUUCAGUAGGUUAAAAGACCUUAAAAAACACCAGCAAAUUCACACUGGAGAGAAGCCGUAUCACAGUACUGAAUGUGGGGAGAGCUUCAAUCAGUUAGGUGACCUAAAAAGACACCAGCGAAUUCACACUGGAGAGAAGCUGUAUCACUGUACUGAAUGUGGGGAACGCUUCAGUAGGUUAAGAGACCUUAAAAAACACCAGCAAAUUCACACUGGAGAGAAGCCGUAUCACAGUACUGAAUGUGGGGAGAGCUUCAAUCAGUUAGGUGACCUAAAAGCACAUCAGCGAAUUCACACUGGAGAGAAGCUGUAUCACUGUACUGAAUGUGGGGAACGCUUCAGUAGGUUAAGAGACCUUAAAAAACACCAGCAAAUUCACACUGGAGAGAAGCCGUAUCACAGUACUGAAUGUGGGGAGAGCUUCAAUCAGUUAGGUGACCUAAAAAGACACCAGCGAAUUCACACUGGAGAGAAGCUGUAUCACUGUACUGAAUGUGGGGAACGCUUCAGUAGGUUAAGAGACCUUAAAAAACACCAGCAAAUUCACACUGGAGAGAAGCCGUAUCACAGUACUGAAUGUGGGGAGAGCUUCAAUCAGUUAGGUGACCUAAAAAGACACCAGCGAAUUCACACUGGAGAGAAACCAUAUCACUGUACUAAAUAUGGGGUGAGCUUCAGUCAGAUUGGAAGCCUAAAAGCACACCAGCGAAUUCACACUGGAGAAAAGCCUCAUCACUGCACUGAAUGUGGAAAGAGCUUCAGUCAAUUAGGACACCUAAAAUCACACCAGCGAAUUCACACAGGAGAGAAGCCAUAUCACUGUAAUGAAUGUGGGCAGAGCUUCAAUCAGUUAGGAGUCCUAAAGAGACACCAGCGAAUUCACACUGGAGAGAAGCCAUAUUACUGUUCUGAAUGUGGGAAGAGCUUCCGUCAGUCAGGAGACCUAAAAGCACAUCAGCGAAUUCACACUGGAGAGAAGCUGUAUCACUGUACUGAAUGUGGGGAACGCUUCAGUAGGUUAAGAGACCUUAAAAAACACCAGCAAAUUCACACUGGAGAGAAGCCGUAUCACAGUACUGAAUGUGGUAAGAGCUUCAGUCAGUUAGGAAGCCUACAUAUACACAAGCGAAAUCACACUGGAGCCAGCCUCCCUCCCUCUCAGUCCCUCACCUCUCCACCCUGCUUGUUUGAGUGUGUGGAGAGCUGACUGAUUCCUUGUCUCUCUCUCACCCUGCAGUAAAUGAAAGGGGUCCCCAGGAGUGAGAGCCAGCCUGAAUCCAGAGACACUGAGAAGGGAGCGUGUCAAACUGAAGGAGACAGACCCAUUCUUUCAGAAUGAACUGGACAGCCCUGGGAUUCAGCUCCACUCCUGCCCCUGAAUUGGAAAUGAAUCUCACUCAUCAUGCUGUGAGGAUUUAGGACAGUUACAGGGUCAUUCUACUUAAGGGACACAGUGGAAAUAUGCCAAGCUUUUUCUUUGAACAAUUAUAUGUGUGAUAUAAACCCAACACAUUACACUCAGCUGCCAAUAACAUUUAUGAUAUUUUUAAAAUGUAAUUUGAGCUAUAAAUGGCAUUACUGUUCCAAUGUCAGUGAUUACAGUAUACAAUACAUAAGUGAAUUGUUUAAAAGCACCCAAAACUAAGAAUAUCUUCAUGGGUGUGGCAGCAGUGUGUGCUUCAUCUAACUAGUAUGGCCUCUAAGCUCUUGCACCAGUGCAGACACAAGCUGGAGCAACCUUGUGUUUUUUGUUUUUAUUUUAGGUGGUGCAAACUUUGCACUGGAGCAAAAGCUGUUUUGGUUUUGCAUGAAUUUGAAUGAAUGAAUCUGCUUUGCUGAGUGUUUAAAUACUGAGAAACUCCAAGCUUACUGUCUACUGGAGCCCUGCUUCAGUGCAAUGAGAUUGAAAUACAAUGUGUAGAUUGUAUAUCCAAUUAUUGUGACAGACCACAAUAUUAGACCUGUAUAAAUAUAAUACUGUAAAACAUGAAAGGUGAGCAAGCAAACAAUUUUCACUAAUGUUACAUUUGUUACAAAUCUGCAGAACCUACAUGCAGCAACAUUACCAUCAUUACUACAUUCAUAGUUUAUACAGUUUAUGAAUAAUUGAUCGAAACAAUCUGCAGAAUGAAGUUGCCUCAGACUGUUUGACAGUAACAGAGCUGGUGCUUUUGUGGAAUCACCAUUAGCUGUUUUAUUCUUUUUGGCUUGUUUGUUUGUAUUUUGUAUCAGUAUGCUAUCAUUAGAGUGAUAACACCUGAUACAUCCUGAGGCAAGCUUAGCUAUUUAGAAAGGGUUUCAUUAAAAUUGAAUUUCCUGUACAUUUUCCAGUAUCUCUGUAUAUAAAGGGCACAUGUUUCCAUUACCUCUGUAUGUAAAAGGUUUCUCAUUUUUAAACUGUCAAUGAUUCCUGAGAGAGAUCUGCAGUGGAACUGAACAAACCCAAGGGAGACAUUGAAAAAUACAAGCUUGUCAAAGGGGGAGAUGCUGCUGCAGGUUUGAUCAUACUGGCUUCAUGAAAUGAGAAAAGGAAUUCCCUCUGUGUCCUGGAAUUCCUUUGCUAGUGUAUCAUGAUGUAAGCCCUGGAGUGUGGGCUCAGUCUUCAUGAAAUGAGAAAUGGAAUUCCUUUGCUAGUGUCUCAUGAUGGAAGCCCUGGAGUGUGGGCUCAGUCUUCAUGAAAUGAGAAAUGGAAUUCCUUUGCUAGUGUAUCAUGAUGUAAGCCCUGGAGUGUGGGCUCAGUCUUCAUGAAAUGAGAAAUGGAAUUCCUUUGCUAGUGUCUCAUGAUGUAAGCCCUGGAGUGUAGGCUCAGUCUUCAUGAAAUGAGAAAUGGAAUUCCUUUGCUAGUGUAUCAUGAUGUAAGCCCUGGAGUGUGGGCUCAGUCUUCAUGAAAUGAGAAAUGGAAUUCCUUUGCUAGUGUCUCAUGAUGUAAGCCCUGGAGUGUGGGCUCAGUUCUCAUGAAAUGAGAAAUGGAAUUCCUUUGCUAGUGUCUCAUGAUGUAAGCCCUGGAGUGUGGGCUCAGUCUUCAUGAAAUGAGAAAUGGAAUUCCUUUGCUAGUGUAUCAUGAUGUAAGCCCUGGAGUGUGGGCUCAGUCUUCAUGAAAUGAGAAAUGGAAUUCCUUUGCUAGUGUAUCAUGAUGUAAGCCCUGGAGUGUGGGCUCAGUCUUCAUGAAAUGAGAAAUGGAAUUCCUUUGCUAGUGUCUCAUGAUGUAAGCCCUGGAGUGUGGGCUCAGUCUUCUCUGCUGCCUGCUUGUUCUCAGUGUGUGAGUUCAGCUGCAUUUCCAGUGUCCUGAGCUGGGCUUUGAACACACUGGGGACGCAGCUGAGAACAAGCCAGACCCACGACUCAGGGGUUUUGUUUUAGAUCAGAUAACAAGAUGAGAAACAUUAUAUGCUUAACUCUGUUUUAUUGUUUUUAUUGAAUUUUUUUCUAUGAAUUUUAUUAGGACUCAGAAUCUCUUUGCAUUCAUUGUGUUGCAAUUUAGACAUUUUCACUUUACAUAUUAAAAAGCACAGAUAAGUCUAUUAGAAAUAGACUACAACUCUGGCUAAAGGUUUUGCCUCACUCUGUGGAAUGAACUAAUUUUGCUUCAUAAAUUCGAAUGAAAUCUGCUGAAUAAUGUUACAUGAACACAUUGAAUUACACACUGCUUUGUAGUUUUCCAUAUAUUGAAUGAAAAAGUGACAUUUUGAUGAAGUAUGAUGAAGUACUGUACUAUUAUUAUGGCAUCCAGUAGACACUUGUGAUAUCCUUGUGUAGUUUCUUUGAUUUCACAAUGUUAAAUAAAAGUUCUGAAUUAUGUUCAUAUAGUUGUUUUUUUUUGUUUUGUUUUUAACUAUACCAACAAAUUCUAGGUGAUGCUAAACUUUUGUCUGAGCUCUACAUAUAAAUCAGCACUGCCA